GGGUGUGUACGUCAUCAUGACAUCACUUCGAAGAAUCCCCGCCCCUCUACACCAGUAGCGGAAGUUCUGUUGAUAUUCUUGGACAGCAAGUGCACCCCUUACAGUGUAUGUGUGGCAACAACAUGUCUCUGCCGCUGCUUGCCGAGGCUGUGACGGUGUCCGGGACAGAGAAGGAGACCGCUGCGGUGAUCUUCCUUCAUGGUUUGGGUGACUCAGGGCAUGGCUGGGCAGAUGCCAUGACGGCUAUCCGACUGCCACAUGUAAAGUAUAUCUGCCCCCACGCGCCCAGAAUCCCCGUCACUCUCAAUAUGAAGAUGACCAUGCCCUCAUGGUUUGACCUGAUGGGUCUCAGUCCAGAUUCUCCAGAGGACGAGGCUGGCAUCAAGAGGGCAGCGGAGAACAUCAAGGCCAUAAUCGACCAUGAGGCGAAGAAUGGGAUACCCGCCAAUCGUGUGCUGCUUGGAGGGUUCUCUCAGGGUGGGGCUCUGUCCUUGUAUACCGCUCUCACCUGUCAGCAGCAAUUGGCGGGCGUGGUCGCUCUCAGUUGCUGGUUACCGCUUCACAAGAGUUUCCCACAGGCGGCGAGUGCCAGUGGGAACAGAGACAUGGCCAUACUGCAGUGUCACGGGGAGAUGGACCCCAUGAUCCCAGUGCAGUUUGGGGCCAUGACGGCCGAGAAGCUCAAGGUCAUCGUCAACCCUCAGAAAAUCACCUUCCGGACCUACCCGGGACUCAUGCACAGCUCCUGUCCUCAGGUAGAAGGGGAUUUUGGUUGUAACAUGCAUGAGUAUCAAUGUUCUAUAUGUGUUAAUAUUUUUCUAUGAGUAUCGGUGUGGAAGUAUUCAUGGUGUUCGGUUUCUUUAUAAGCCUCUUUAUUUUGAUUUUGCAGGAGAUGGKYGCAGUGAAGGAAUUCAUUGAGAAGCAGUUGCCCCGAAUCUGACCUCACCUCAACCCCACUGUGACCCUUAGACACUGACUUCUCACCUCUGACCUGCCAUUCUCCCACUGGAAACAGCCAUGAGCACUGCCCCCUCCCUCCCCAUACAUACACAGUAACACUUACUUUCACAUAUCAUCGUCAUAUACACAUAAUACAUUCCAUAAAAAUCCAACCAACGCACAUCAUACUGGACACACCAUUUAUAAACGCACAUUUGUUAACACACUGAAGUGCACACACAAGUCUUACCUUUUUGAGCGAGAAUCACGCACUCACACAGUACAUUCCCCUGGGAUUCUUUUCUCUCUUAUCCAACCCGCCAUUGUCCCUUCUUUCUUUCUCUCAAUCUCUCUCCUCUCAUAACCUCCACUCCUGUUUCCCUCCUAUGCUGUGUGUGUCAGUGAGUCAGUCAGUCAGUGAAGCAGUCAGUGUGCAGGUGGCCCUGUUGCUAGAUGCCACCCGGUGUCAGAGAGCCUGGCUCAGGUUCAGCAGCCUGUGGUUCUGGUCCUCAGGCCCCGAGGUCUGGAGUGACUCUGGUGCCGUCUGGAGUGACUCUGGUGCCGUCUGGAGUGACUCUGGUGCCGUCUGGAGUGACUCUGGUGCCACGCUGCUCUGCAUGCUAUUCCCAACGGGUUCACGGCCACUGGUGGGGUUGUGGUCACACCCCAGCUACUCAUGGGAUGCCCCUGUUACUCCUGGGCGCCUCUACUUGUGCUGAUUCUUCAAAUAUCUGACAUUAUUACAACAACAAAAAAUGAAAUAAAGGAAACCUAUGGAUCAUUA
Messenger RNA from Salvelinus sp. IW2-2015, 1723 nucleotides. Lineage: Eukaryota; Metazoa; Chordata; Actinopteri; Salmoniformes; Salmonidae. The record is from RefSeq and is a predicted model, not a curated record.